Messenger RNA from Cylicocyclus nassatus, 283 nucleotides. Lineage: Eukaryota; Metazoa; Nematoda; Chromadorea; Rhabditida; Strongylidae. The record is from the annotation of a GenBank genome assembly.
UUCAGUUCAAAAUGACUGGUCGUCAAGGUGGCAAAGCUAAGCCCCUGAAGCAACCGAAAAAGUCGGAGAAAGAAUUGACUGAAGACGAUCUGGAGUUCAAAAAGAAGCAGAUGGAAGAGAAAAAGAAGUUGGCUGAAUUGGCUGCGAAAGCACAACAUAAAGGACCGCUUGUUGGUGGUGGCAUAAAGAAAUCCGGUAAGAAGUGAUUCGAUUCGAUCGGGAUCUUACUUCGCUCAAAUACUCUUUGUCUUUUGUCUGUACUGUCAUUCCUGCGUUCGUUUGA